AUGCAACAGGCCUGGGAUAAGGCUCUCUUUGAGGCUCACAUCGAAGGUGUCAAGAACGGCCAGACUGGUGAAAUGUCGGGGAAAAGCCAAGGAGGAUAUAUGGGAGCCAAGACGUCCAACGAACACUUCCAGAGCACCAGCGUGUCCGACGGCAAUGAUAACAAGCCCCAGCCAGUGGGUGGUGGCCCGGGCCAGCUGAGUGGUGGGGGUGGGACCCACCAGAACACACAGCUCCUCUUGACACCCGCCAGCAUCCAGCUAGCCCAGCUCCAGGCCCAGCUCACCUUCCACCGCCUUAAACUGGCCCAGAGUGCUGUGGGAGGCAACGCAAACUCUGCAAACGUAGCCAGCAUCCUCAAUCAGGUCCUCGCCAAUGUGGCCAUGUCCCAGCCCCUCUUCAACCAGCUCCGCGCCUCGGCCAUGGUCAGUAAUCCCCAAGCAGUUGGUGGUGGUUUCCACUCCAGUGCCCUAGCCUUCCAACUGCCUCCACCACCGCCGCCACCGCCUCCACCGCCGCAACCCCCCAACUCUGCCCUGGGGACUUUGGUAGGGGCCGGAUUCAACCAGAAUCAUGGUAAUGUGAGGCUGAACCAUUACGGAGGUGGGGGUGUUUCUGGGAACCAACAGCAGCAGCAACAGGCCAACCAGCAUGGUGGAUCAGACUACGGCAAGAAAGCUUCAGAUACGGAUAGGCGUCUCCAGUAUGGCUUCAUAGGGGGGACGUCGGUGGCGUUGAGUGAAGCCGGAGAGGGACAAGGACAGUACGUGCCAAUCAUGACUCAGGCAAAGAGUACAAACCAAGGCUUUCAGAUUGACUUCUAUGGUCAGAGUCAACAACAGCAGGCUGGGUUCGGUGUUGGGAAUCAAUACGGUCAGAACAAGAACGCUUUUAAUGAGCAGCAGUGGAAAAGCCCAGCUAACAUGAGCCACGCGGGAAAAGGGUUGGACAUGGUUUCCAAUGCUGCCACAGUAUGGAUGGGGACUGGGCAGCCAUUCUGUGCCAGAGAGGAACUGUACAAUCCAGAGGAGCCAACCUCUGACCCCAAGUUAAAUUCCGGCGGUGGGGGAGUUACUUCCUCGUUCGGAGCAGGCAUGGGUGGCACCAAGGGGUUUGUGGGAUACCACAAGCAACCCCUGCAGGGGGGAGAGGAGACCCUGUCUACAGGUGGUUCCGUACAACUCCAACCUCACCAGCUGAAUGACUUCCACGCCGUGACGCCAUCCCACCUGCCCCACCAGUGCACCAUCUGUGAGAAGAAGGUCUAUAACCUCAAGGACUGGGACCAGCACGUGAAAGGUAAACUACACCUGCAGAACCGCUUGCUGUACUCUGAAGGUGCUACAAUCCCAGCCGGAGCCGUCCACUACGGGCCCGCCGGGUCGUCUGAAGGAUGCCUAAACAACGCCGGAGUGAAUAACUCCAUGGCUUACUCUUCCACCGCCAAUCAAGAUGUAUCAUCCGGAGCUAACCUACCCGCUGGAGCCAUGAGGACCUAUCCCAUGUCAGGGGCUGGAUUUACCCAACUCCCACCUGGGUCAAAGCCAUUUCCACCCAGGAAAUCAAUCACAGGACGGGUCGUCCACAUCUGCAACCUCCCCGAGGGCAGCUGCACAGAGAAUGAUGUCAUCAACCUGGGACUGCCCUUCGGGAAAGUCACCAACUACAUCCUCAUGCGCUCUACCCACCAGGCGUUUGUGGAGAUGGCGUACAUCGAGGCGGCCCAGGCUAUGGUUCAAUACUACCAGCUGACUCCAGCCACGAUCAACGAUCAGCAACUACUGAUCAGGAUGUCCAAGAGAUACAAGGAGCUUCAGCUCAAGAAACCAGGUAAAGACGUUGAUUCAAUCAUCCAGGAUAUCAACUCUCUGAGGGAAAGGGACGAGAUGCAGGAGACUGAUCACUACAUCCCAGAGAGAGCGCGGUCCCGUAGUCCCAUCAGCCGCUCUUUGAGCCCUCGCUCCCACAGCCCCAGCUUUACCUCCUGUAGUUCAGCCCACAGCCGGCAGGGGACACCCUGCCGAGGAGGCCCGGAACAGGGCUCCUGGACCGCCAAACACAUGAGAAGGGGGGAUGAGGACAGAGAACGAGAGAGGGAAAGGGAGGAGGUGCCAUGGAGGAACGGAGGUACAGUGGAUGACGACAGGCUGAACGGGAGGAUGCAGGAUCGACGGAACAAGCCGUACCUGAAACCCUCCGACCGAGACCGGAUCAGUCCCAGAUCAGCGGACGAAAGAGGAGGAGGAAGAGGGGAGGGGAUGAGGGGGGGGAACAGGGGGGGAGACUGGUACCCCCACCCGCGGGGUAGCCCUCAGGGGAUGCCCCCCUUCCCUUCGUACAGGAACAUGGAUGAGGACUCCUACAAAACACAACACGUGUAUAAGUCAGAGAAGCCACUGAGGCCACAGUACCAGAGACAUGAGGAGGGGAGAGUCAAGUCAAAGAGGAGGGAUGGAGGGGACUACCACAGGUCCAGACACUCAGAGUCAGAGCUGGGAGAGGAGUCUCUACCCACCAGGACAGGAGAAGACAGAAGACAGAGAGGAGUGUCCCCGACAUGGGGAAGGAGCAAGAAACCAACCAUGAGACACGGGACGGAGAAACCGGAAAUAGAGAUUACUGAAAAUAACGGAGAAACCGCUGAGGAUCAGCGAUCCAAAGAGAAGUCUGUUUCUCCUCAACGAAGUGGCAAGCAUGAGAGAGAAAAAGACAGCGAGGCGGAGGAGUGGGAGAGUGGGGACGACACGGAGGGUGAGUGCUGGUACCCCAAGAACAUGGAGGAGCUGGUCACAGUGGACGAGGUAGGAGAGGACGACUCCAUCAUCGAACCGGACCUCCCUGAGCUGCAGGAGCACGAGGACGUGUCAGCCUCAGACCUCCACAAGGAUCCUACGGAGGAGGAGGAGGAGGGGAAGGCUCCACGAUCAACCUCCACCCCCAGUCCCAGGCCCUGCUCUGAGAAGGAGUUAGCCCAGAGAGAGGAUACCGAGUUGGGCAGAGGAGGUGGGGUAGGUGGGGUGGUGGAUCCUACACCUACAGAGGAGAAAGAUGGGGAGAUUACCUCAGAACAGCUCAGUUCAGAUCUGGAUGAUUUCCCCAACCCGGAGUUCAAGGCAGCCCUGGAAGAGACGUGUUUGAACUUGGAAGCUGAAGUACUGAAGAGAGGAGCGCCGACGCAGGAGCUGGCGCUAACCAAUCACGCUGGUGCGUGUGAAAGCAGCAAGACCCAGGAUGUAAUACACAAGAUGGAGGACGUGGGGAGGGAAGUAACGGUCAUGGAGCCAGACAUACAGCAGCACAAGGCUGAGACUCCUAGAGUCAUCCAGAAUUCAACACAUGUCCCACGUCCUAUAAACCUAAUAGACAUAGGGGCUCCCUCACCUUCUAGAGGGCAGGAGAAGAUUAUCGGUGAACACAGCAUCCCUCUGGGGGUGGAGUUCAUCGUGCCCAGUACGGGGUUCUACUGUAAGCUGUGUGGCCUGUUCUACACCAGCGAGGAGACAGCCAAGAUCUCUCACUGUCGCAGUACUGUCCACUACAGGAACCUUCAGAAGUACCUGUCUCAGCUGGCAGAGGAGAGUCUACUUGGUGCACUAACUGACCCCUCAGCUACAGAGUGA
Salvelinus namaycush (lake trout) is the source of this 3618-nucleotide messenger RNA. RefSeq names its product RNA binding motif protein 20 (gene rbm20). Gene Ontology annotation, biological process: regulation of RNA splicing. The transcript has 15 exons. Gene Ontology annotation, molecular function: mRNA binding; zinc ion binding. Lineage: Eukaryota; Metazoa; Chordata; Actinopteri; Salmoniformes; Salmonidae. The coding region runs from base 1 to 3618 and encodes 1205 amino acids. The record is from RefSeq and is a predicted model, not a curated record. Gene Ontology annotation, cellular component: nucleus.